Naegleria lovaniensis is the source of this 267-nucleotide messenger RNA. RefSeq lists its product as uncharacterized. The transcript is spliced from 4 exons. The record is from RefSeq and is a predicted model, not a curated record. Lineage: Eukaryota; Heterolobosea; Eutetramitea; Acrasida; Naegleriidae. Gene Ontology annotation, molecular function: fatty-acyl-CoA binding. Bases 1 to 267 code for a protein of 88 amino acids. Gene Ontology annotation, biological process: fatty acid metabolic process.
AUGGUUUCUCAAACUGAAUUCGAACAAGCUGCUGCAACUAUUAAGACUAUUACUUCCGGACCAACCAACGAAGAAUUGUUGUUGCUCUAUUCUUUGUACAAGCAAGCUACUGUUGGUGACGUCAACACUGAACAACCAAGCAUCUUCAACAUGAAGGAAAGAGCCAAGUGGGAUGCUUGGAAGGAAAAGGAAGGUAUGUCCAAGGAGGAUGCCAUGGAGCAAUACGUUGCUUUGGUCAAUGAGUUGGUUCAAAAGUAUAAGAAAUAA